Molecule: messenger RNA, 594 nt
Organism: Phycomyces blakesleeanus NRRL 1555(-)
Lineage: Eukaryota; Fungi; Mucoromycota; Mucoromycetes; Mucorales; Phycomycetaceae
Exons: 3
Coding region: 1-594 (197 amino acids)
Molecular function (GO): nucleic acid binding
Source: RefSeq, a predicted model, not a curated record
AUGAAAAAGAAGCAUUGUACAUUCCUUCCUACUGCAAGUAUGGGAAGUAGACCUGCCCAAAUUGACGAAAGGCUCACCCACCGCAUUAUCUAUGCGUUCUUAAAUGAGGAAUUCAUAACGACCACCCAAUCCGAGAGACAGCUGUGUGGUGAAGGUUUUGCUGUGAAGGCUCCAGCAAUCCGUACCUUGUUGAAAGCAUCUGGAUUCACCUGUACCUUGGAACCACCUCCGAAGCAGCGCUUGGAGUUCGCCAGGAACUACAUAAACUUCACCGUAGAUGACUGGAAGUGUGUAGUCUUCUCAGACGAGUGUAAGGGUAAGACUUUCCCUGUUCGUGCUGGGGGACACGUUAUGGUUUGGGGAUGCUUUUCGCCCAGAGGUCACGGAGAGCUUGUUAAGGUCAAUGAGACCAUGACCAGCCCAAAACAUGUAGACGUUUUGGAGCCAACCAGCUCAAUGAAGGAAUUGUGGACCCGUUUCCGAAAUGAGUGGGAUAGCAUCCCAGAGGAGAUGGGCCAGAAUCUUAUUGCAUCAAUGCAAAGCAGAAUGCAUAAAUGCAUUUUGAAGAAAGGGUAUCUUAUUGCCGAAAAAUAA